UAACUGUUAGUGUGAAGAGUGGAAAUUCCAUAUGGAUUAACUGUUAGUGUGAAGAGUGGAAAUUCCAUAUGGAUGUAAGAACCCAUCAUUUCUUCCAUUUAUAGUAACUGUUAGAGUGAAGAGUGGAAAUUCCAUAUGGAUGAAUUUGAAAGAUUUUGAGCUGAAAAGAAUUCAAGUCUGUGAGUUAUUUCCUGAAGUCGUGAAGAGAUAUGGGGAAACAAAACAGUAAAUUGAAACCAGAAGUUCUAGAAGAUCUUCGCCAAAAUACUGAAUUUACUGAUUCUGAAAUCCAAGAAUGGUACAGAGGAUUUUUAAAAGACUGUCCGAGUGGAAAUCUGUCUAAUGAAGAAUUCAAGAAAAUUUAUGGAAACUUUUUUCCAUAUGGAGAUGCAUCUAAAUUUGCAGAGCAUGUAUUUCGCACAUUUGAUGCUAAUGGUGAUGGGACAAUAGAUUUUAGAGAAUUCCUUUGUGCCCUUAGUGUGACAUCUCGAGGAAAGUUAGAGCAAAAACUUAAAUGGGCAUUUAGCAUGUAUGAUCUUGAUGGAAAUGGGUAUAUUUCACGACAAGAAAUGUUGGAAAUUGUAUCGGCUAUUUACAAAAUGGUUGGCUCAGUAAUGAAGAUGCCAGAAGACGAGUCAACACCCGAGAAACGGACAGACAAGAUAUUCCGUCAAAUGGAUAAAAAUAUGGAUGGGAAAUUGUCACUAGAAGAAUUUAUUGAAGGAGCCAAAAGUGACCCAUCUAUUGUAAGGUUGUUACAAUGUGAUCCUCAUUCAUCACAUUGAUAUUUUAAUAAAAACAAUGAUAAUAAUAAAGAGCUUUUUGAGACUACCAACAGAUGGAGAUUUUUAGAAUUAAGAUUCUGGACAAAUAUUGGUGUAAUGAUUUUGUUUUCAUUUUUCCAGGCCACACCAACUAAGAUCUCUUGUUAAUUAUGUCGAAUGUGCUGCAAGUCUAAAAAAUUAUGUAUUUACAGACUUUUGUGGUUCAGAUUUACACUAUAGUAGGGUUUGUUUAAUCUUAAAUAUUACAUCUUGCAAUUUUAAUUUUUCUCUGCUGAUAAUUCUAAGGUUGAUAUUUACCAUCUUUUUGAUAUAAUAUUCUUUAAAUUAUUUGAAUAAUAAGAAAUUUAUUAAAAUAAAGGUGAUUAUAAUAGUUAUACAAGUAAAUAACUGUAUAACAAAAUAGUUACAUUUACACAAUUUAAAAGAACUUUCUAAAAAAUAGCAUUCUCAAAACUAAUGUUUGUUUUACUCCAGAAAUAAAGUUAAAUAAGGCACAAAAUAACAAUUAGUCAUUGCCCAUCAGUUAAAAAGUGAUAUCUUUUAUUUUAUCUUAAACUGAAAAUGAUCUAACGAAUUCUGAUAUCUGUGAGGAUAUCAGUAAGGAAGAAAGAAUCCAUGAAUGAGGUAAUGGACCAAUCUGUUUGAUAUCCUGCAGAGACAGCAACAAAUCAAAGAAUAGAUUGGGCCUCUUAUGUCAUUUACAAAUAAAUUACCAGCUAGUCCACUGAAUGAUGUUUAAUAAUUAAGUAUUUUGUUAUUAAUGAUGAGUAAAGGACUAUAUAUAUAUCAAAGCCUACAAAAAGUACUGAUAUCACUCGGUGAUUGACACUCUUUUUCAAUAACUUACUAAACACUAAUAAUGUGUAUGUGGUGUGAUGAUGUCAAUAUGAUGAUGAAGCUGGCUUUCCAAGAUGUUGGACCUUAAAACAUGCAUAACUACAAAUUAUUAUCACAUGACACUUUUAUCCUGUGUUCAAAGUUUAACUAUGUGUAUAGCAUAUUGUAGUGGUCCAUGAGACAGUCUGAAAGGCGAUGUAACACAUGUAGAAAUGUUCUCUUUUAAAACUUUCCUGACACCAUUAUAUUCAGCAAGAAAUUUAUUGCAAUAAAUAUAACUAUAUAAAUUUUUUUUUCAAAGACAGACUGCAAUAAAAGUAACAUACCAUAGAGUGGUUAUUAUUUGAAAUGUAUAAAAAAUCAUUAGGUGUGGGUCCUCAACCAGGGUGUCUAAAGCUAAAAAUUUUAGGGAACCUUUUAACAUACUGUAUAGGUCAUAUACAUCAAGGGAUUAUACAUCCAUACACAUUAUGGGAAAUUCAACCCCAUAACUUUGUUGUCAAUGUAAAACCUUUUAGCCCCUAAUAGAGAAACUUUUUGUUGCAAUAGAAUUGGUUGCUACUUUUAAUACUUACAAAAAAUUUAACAAUUUGUGUGUUGGGAUUUAAAAUAUAAUUUAUUCUUCUUACCAUAAUAUAUGUCGUGCAGAAGUUUAUCUGAGAGGUGUAUUGGCAUUAAAAUAUGGAUGCUUAAUUUUGUUACUUGCAUCUUUAUUGUUUUAUAAGCUGGCUUCCAGUGUAAGUCCGUAUCAUUCUCCUAUACAGUUAACGGUAGUCAGUUUUAAUAGACCUGUUUGUUUUAUAGCAUAAAGUAGAUUUUGUUAUUACUCAUUAUUUAUACACUACUCGGCAGUCAAUUAGCCUUCUACAUUCAGCAGGCACCAGCAUUCCUGACUGCAAAAAGCAUUUGAUAUCUCAUAAACACAGACAUGUCGGUACGGCCAUGUACUUUAAACCACAUGAAUUAUCUAGCAUUGAGCAGUAUAGUGAAACAUUUUUAUCUUACAUAUUUACCAACUCUGGUUGAAAUUAUAUGAACACCAUUUCAUUCAUGUAAUACUGAAGUGUGAAAAUAUUUAUUUGUGAUAUGUUAUCAUUAGUGAAGAUAGGUUUUAAAUGGUUAUAUAUCAAAUCAUAAUGAAAUUAAAAUAUUACAGUUAUGCUCUCUCCUCUUAAAACUUCUCUUCUCUCAUUUACAGUGCAACUGUGUGCAAUGUUAUAAUUUGUAUAGACCGGCAAGCAUGGUCCAGUGUUUAGCAUGAUGGUUUAGGAGCUGUUAUCACCCAGAAAAAUCACACUUUACUUUUUGGGGCCAUCAGAUAAGUGUGACAGUCAAAUCCCAGUCUUUGAUUAGUGUAGCCCAAGAGCUGGUGGCAACUAGCUGCCUUUCCUCUAGUCUAUCAAUUCUAAGUUGGGUAUGGCUAGCACAGAUAGUCCUUAAGUACCUUUUCACAAAAUUGAACAAACAUGUAAAGAUAUGGACCUUACUGCCACCUGUUUGAUAGUUUGUAGCAUCUCAACUACUGGCAACAGAAUUCACAUUUCAAAAACAAUUGAAAAGAGAAACUUAUUAUUUAAACAUUUUCUUCUUCAGGUUUCAGCUUUGUAAAAUGUUUUCUUAAAAUCAGGUUUCGUCUUUGUAAAAUGUUUUGUUAGAGUAAGGUUUAGGUUUUUUUUUACUUGAAAUCAAAUAUAGUAUAAUUGCCACAGGAUCAUACAAUAUCUAAUUUUAAGAUUAUUUAAUAUUGUAAUUACACCAUAUGUUGUUACUUCCAGUUCUUAGCCAAUUAAAGUGAGUUGGACCAUCAAUGGAAGUAUGAAUAACUUAUAACACAUAGGCAUGAAAAGCCAUUUGAGUUUUAAUAUUUCCCAUGCAUUUUCAUUUGUAUGAUAAUUGUUCAUAAGUUUCAUCAAUUCAAAUGUUAAAGUCCUUUGAAAUUUUUGUUCUUUUUGGUACUUUUGGGCCAUGUAUAGCCUAGUGGUUAGUGGACUGUGAAUCUGGGGAUUCGUGGUUCACAAGCCAUUGGUACAAAAAUGUCCUUUGGGAUUAUAGGUGUCUGCUCUCAAUAUUAAAUCGGA
Molecule: messenger RNA, 3700 nt
Organism: Limulus polyphemus (Atlantic horseshoe crab)
Lineage: Eukaryota; Metazoa; Arthropoda; Merostomata; Xiphosura; Limulidae
Product: neurocalcin homolog
Exons: 4
Coding region: 210-785 (191 amino acids)
Molecular function (GO): calcium ion binding
Source: RefSeq, a predicted model, not a curated record